Leopardus geoffroyi (Geoffroy's cat) is the source of this 1152-nucleotide messenger RNA. Its product is annotated as anaphase-promoting complex subunit 13-like. The record is from RefSeq and is a predicted model, not a curated record. NCBI's taxonomy places the organism in Eukaryota, Metazoa, Chordata, Mammalia, Carnivora, Felidae. Gene Ontology annotation, biological process: protein K11-linked ubiquitination. Gene Ontology annotation, cellular component: anaphase-promoting complex.
CUCUCUCUCUCUCUCUCUCUCUCUCUCUCCCAGCCCCUUUCCCGCUUGCACUUUUAUUCUUUCUCAAAAAUAAAUAAACUUUAGAUAUAUAUAGAACUUUAAUGGCAGAAACAGGUGGAGCACUGCCUCAACACGGAUCUGACAAGAUCAAAGCGGCAGGAGAAUGGACAGUGAGGUGCAGAGAGACGGAAGGAUCUUGGAUUUGAUUGACAAAUCUUGGUGAGAGGACAAGCUGUAGGAAGAUGUUGCAAUACUGCUGAAUGGGCUUCCUGAUCUGGAAGAGGACGAGGGUGGCACCACGGAAUCUGUUAAAAGAACCAGACGUGACAUGGACUCACUGGCCUUAGAGUACCUCCGAGAGAAUGUUCCCCCUACAGGAAGAGCUGGCUCUUUUUUCGUGGACGGAUUUUUAAAAAUUACAAAGAUACGAAGUGUUUUCUUUCAGUCUCCUAAUGCAGAUCAUUAAGUGACGAAUCUAUACUCAAAAAAGGACACUCACUUAGUUUGUGGCAGCAGAGUGCAAAUGUGACAAUACUCACUGGAAUGAGAAACUGAUGGAGAUUUCUCAAGAAUGCAAAAUACUUAGUUAGCCCUUUGAGCUGGAGUUGUUUAUUCACUAGCUUGUGUUUGAAGGGGACUGAUUAUAAACGUUGACCUUUAACUCUGAUUUUGCUUUACUGUCAGAGUUUAACAUUUCCCAACUUCUUAUAUGUGUCCUGUGACACAGGCGAUUGAAGAGACAGAGGGAAGGACAAAGAAAGAGGAAGGCGGACAUGAGGGGAUUGUUAACUUCCCACGUGCCCCCCGCUCUGCGAAGCAGUCUGAGUGGCUGUGUUUAGCGCCCGCAGGUACAAUGGGUGUUGAGAUAAUCCUUUCACUGAUUCCUGGGAUUCCUAUUUGUCACACAUACAGGAAAGAACAGAUGAAAUGUUUCUGCCUUUUUUCCUUCCUGUCAUUGCCAUCAACCAACAAACAUGCAUUAUGGAUUACUCAUGGGGUUCAUUGAGCAGUGGGACAAAGGAAUUCUGAUGAAAGAAAAUCAUGGUGUCUGUUCCAAAGAGUUUCCUGCUGAAGCACUGAGAUACUGUGUUCAAGCUACCACUUGAUGUUCCUUGUCGUUUGGGUGUCCAGGCAAUGGUGGUCCUCCACCUG